AAGUUGGGGGGCGGCGGCGGGGCCACGUGCGCGGGGCCGCCGGUGGCGGAGGAGCCGCCGCAGCAGCAGCAGCAGCAGCACCGGGGCCGUGCCCGGGGCCGUGCCCGCAGCCGCCAUGGAGCACGCCGGCCUUUUUCCCCCGUUCCCCGCCGCCACCACCGCCCGCCUGCCCGCCCAGCCCGCGCCCUCCCCGCCGCCGCCCAACCGGGCAGCCGAGACCACCCGGCUCAUCACCGACCCGCUCUCCGGUCGCUCCUACUGCAAGGGCCGCCUGCUCGGGAAGGGUGGCUUUGCACGAUGCUACGAAAUGACAGACCUCUCCAGCAACAAAACCUAUGCUGUGAAGGUCAUUCCUCACAGCCGGGUGGCUAAACCCCACCAGCGGGAGAAGAUCACCAACGAGAUCGAGCUGCACCGCGACUUGCACCACAAGCACAUCGUCAAGUUCUCCCACCACUUUGAGGACGCGGAGAACAUCUACAUCUUCCUGGAGCACUGCAGCCGGAAGUCGCUGGCCCACAUCUGGAAGGCCCGCCAUACCCUGCUGGAGCCUGAAGUGCGCUAUUACCUCAAACAAAUCAUCUCCGGCUUGAAAUACCUCCACCUCAAGGGCAUCCUGCACCGGGACCUCAAGCUGGGCAACUUCUUCAUCAACGAAAACAUGGAGCUGAAAGUGGGGGACUUCGGUCUAGCUGCUUGCCAGGACGCCUCUGACCAGAAGAAAAAGACAAUCUGUGGGACCCCCAACUACCUGGCCCCUGAAGUGCUGCUGCGGCAGGGCCACGGCCCGGAGUCGGACGUGUGGUCGCUGGGCUGCGUCAUGUACACCCUGCUGUGUGGGAACCCUCCCUUCGAGACCUCGGACCUCAAGGAGACCUACAGGUGCAUCAAGCAGGUGGAGUACACCCUGCCUGCCUUCCUCUCCCUGCCUGCCAAGCACCUCAUCGCCGGCAUCCUCAGGCGCAACCCCCAGGACCGCCUCACGCUCGAGGAGAUCUUGGACCAUGAGUUCUUCAAGGGCUACACGCCGGAGAAGCUCCCUCCCAGCAGCUGCGUGAUGGCUCCGGAGCUGAGCCCCCCCAACCCAGCAAAGAGUCUCUUUGCUAAAGUCACCAAGACGCUCUUCGGGAAGAAAAAACCCAAGGCCAAGAAGGGCCCUUCGGAGGACAAGGACGACAUCUCCAAGCUGGUCACCGGGCUGAUGAAGACCUCGAUCUGCCGGCAGAUAAGCUACAAGACGGUGGAAGGGAAUGAGGCCACCCCCGGGUCCUGCCGCAGCACCGGCUCCAGCCCCGUGGAGACGCUGGUGGAGGAGACCUCUCACAAGUCCGUGUCCCCGUCCAUCCGGGGGACGAUGGCCAGCAGCUGCGAGGCCUUUGAAGACUGCAUCACCGCCUCUGCCAUCAUCGAGUCGGCCGUCCGGCUCCUGCGGACCUGCCUCUCCUGCAUGCCCCCAGCGGACAGAAACCCAGCUUCCCUGGCCCGGCACGAGCAGUUUGUCUGGGUGAGCAAGUGGGUGGACUACUCCAACAAGUACGGCUUCGGCUACCAGCUCUCCAACCGCAGCAUCGGGGUCCUCUUCAACAACGGCACGCACAUGGCGCUCUCCCCCAACCACAAGACGGUGCAUUACAACCAGACCAACAGCAAGCACUUCGCCUUCCCCGUGUCCGCCGUCCCCGAGCAGCUGCAGGGGCAGAUGAGCGUGCUGCGCUACUUCGCGUCCUACAUGGAGCAGCACCUCAUGAAGGGAGGUGACUUGCCGAGCAUAGACGACCUUGGGCAGCCAGCCCUGCUCCUCCUGCAGUGGGUGAAGACGGACCAGGCCUUGCUUAUGCUCUUCAGCAGUGGCACCCUCCAGGUGAACUUCUACAAUGACCACACCAAGGUGAUCAUCAGCAAGCCUGACCACUCCUGCCUUGUCACCUACAUCAACCGGGAACGCAACUCCUACACCUACAAGCUGGGCAGCAUCCAGGAGCUGGGCUGCUCGCCGGAGCUCCAGCAGCGCCUCCGAUACAUCCUCAAGCUCCUCCAGGAGCGGGCCGAUGCCUAGCGUGGUGCUUUGGAGAGACCUUCUCUGGACGUAGAGGUCUCUUCUUGCCUUCCCAUGGGAUGGGAGGUGCUUUGUGGUGCUCAGCUGGACUCCGGACCUCAGCGGCUACCCGCUGAACACACGUGGCUGUGAUUAUGGCAGCAGGUCUGCACACCCGUGCUGCUCCCUGGCUGUGGGCAAUCGCUGCCUUUUCCCCUCUGCAUGGCCAUGAGCUCGAGGCUUGGUGCUGUGGGGUGGAGAAGGCCCCCCCCCACGGGGACGGGCAGGGGUGUGGGGCGCUGCGUGGGCUGGCUCGUGCUGCUCCACAACUGCUACACUAAGGGGGGGCCAAGCUGGGCCCCGGCUGCUCCUGAAUUGUGACUUGUCUGGUACAACUUGAGGUUUGGUAGAGGGCAGGGGGAAGGGUUCUGUGGGCUUGCCUGGAAAAGCCCCUGUGUGGCUGUGACCUAGGGCAGGUUUCUUGUUUCGAGGCAGUCUCUGCCAGGUUGGGACUAUUUAUGCAUCUUAUUUAUAUGGAAUUAUUUAUUUUCUCUCGGUCUGUCCAUGUGCAGCUCCCCUGUCCCUGACUUACCUCAAUAAAACUUUGUGUAAGGGCAA
Molecule: messenger RNA, 2653 nt
Organism: Cygnus atratus (black swan)
Lineage: Eukaryota; Metazoa; Chordata; Aves; Anseriformes; Anatidae
Gene: PLK3
Product: polo like kinase 3
Exons: 15
Coding region: 116-2056 (646 amino acids)
Biological process (GO): mitotic cell cycle; DNA damage response; Golgi disassembly
Cellular component (GO): nucleus; spindle pole; cytoplasm
Molecular function (GO): protein serine/threonine kinase activity; ATP binding; protein binding
Source: RefSeq, a predicted model, not a curated record